AUCAUUUGUGUAAUGUCUUCAAGGGCAGCAGCUGUUUUCUGAGUGAUUGAUAUUCAAACCAGUAACAUACUAGGGCGAAUGGUAGGCAUAUCUUGCACGGCGUAUCCUUCUGCAAACGUCACGGCGCGGAAAUUCAAAUUUGAACAGCAGUGUGGCAAGAAGAAGAAUACGAAGUCUCUUUGCUGUUUGUUCAAAGUAUUAGUAAUCAUUUUAUUUUUGUAGCCGUUUAGACUUUGAAGAAUAGGAUGGAUCCUUUCACGGAGAAACUACUGGAACGCACUCGUGCCCGGAGGGAGAAUUUGCAGAAGAAGAUGGCUGAAAGGCCCACUGCUGCCACUAAAACACUAAUGCAACCAAAGAGGACCAGAGAACCUCUGUUGGAGGCAAUCAAUCAACCACUCCAACCCGUUGAAGAAAAAAAGGAUACAAAUCCAUCUCCAUCAAAACGAAGAUGCUCUGGAAAUAAGGACACUUCAGCUGGUUGUACAGAGAACAAGCAACCGGGUGGUGUACCUGAUACAACAGUAGCUGCUCCAGAACUGCUUAGAGAAUCACCUGCAGCUCGGACAACUUCAGCUACCCUAGCUUACUCUCUUCCAUCUUCUAAUGGAGAAGAACACUGCACAAAUGUAGGAGUGGCUGCUUCCUCUGUCAAAUCUCGUAUGCAAAAAUUAGUAGAACAGCGUCGUUACUGGGAUAAUGGUAAGGUCAUUUUGCAUUCAUUUUUGCUUUUGGGGAUGAAUUGA
Messenger RNA from Protopterus annectens (West African lungfish), 746 nucleotides. RefSeq names its product anillin-like. The transcript is spliced from 3 exons. The record is from RefSeq and is a predicted model, not a curated record. Lineage: Eukaryota; Metazoa; Chordata; Ceratodontiformes; Protopteridae. The coding region runs from base 246 to 746 and encodes 166 amino acids.